CUUGGGAGCUUUACCAUCGUCUAUGCUUCUGCCUAUCCCAAUCCCACUCCCUGGACCUCUUGCAGGUGGAGAAUCAGAGCAAGGCUGAGGCACGAGCAGGGGCGGAUGCAGCUGGUGACGGGAUGGGGGGUGCAGGAGGUGUGGGGGCGGUGAGAGCAGGGGAUGAGGGCGCGAGUGGGGGCAGAGAGGGGGACGAGGACGGAUGGGAGUGUCCGGGGACGGAUGGGCAGGGCAGUGGGGAUAGGGAUCGGGAAGGGCAUGGGGAGGCUGAUGGCGAGGGGGAUGACGGGGGGGAUGGUGAGGAGGAUAGGGAUGGUGAUGAUUGCAGUGAUGCUGGUGCUGAUACGGAUGCUGGCGGUGCUGAUGCUGAUGCUGAUGCUGAUGCUGGUGCCGGUGCUGGUGCUGGUGCUGGUGGGGCAGGAUUGCCAGGCACAGCCACAGCUAUGGGGAUGGAUGAAGGGGCGGAUGAACUGGAUAGUGACUCCGAUGCUGACGAUGAUGAUGACGCCAUUCACCAUGCCUUCCCAUUGGCCGGUUCCUCUCGCCACACCCAUGCCGUGUCGGCCCAUGCAUGGAAACACCCAUCCCACCCGCACGGCCUUGCACAUGGCAUCGCGCACGGCACCUCGCACACACGUGGCAGCGGGCGACCAACAAGUGUGGCGGUGGGGCAUGGCAGCUCGCAUUCACGCGGGACACCGUCGCACUUACCUCGCACCACAUCACCCCACCGCUCCGCACCGUUAUCUGCUGUUUAUGCUACCAGUGAAGGCGCUGCUGCUGCUGCGGCUGCCAGUGGAGUGGCAGCGCUGGCAGAGGCAGCGAGGGCCAUGGUGAAGCAGGAGGCGCUGGAGGCGGCAGCUCAAGAGACGCACGCCAUGGCGCCUCUUCCUUCCACUUCACAAGCACUACCCGACACUGCUGCUCGCGUGCACAUGGGCCCAGAUGAACCAGAGGGGGUAUUGAGAGGCGACGUCGCAGCAGGUGCAGCAGCAGCUGGUGGUGGCGCUGACAUGGCAGCACGUGCAGCAGCAGUUGACAGAGCUGCCAGGGAGGGUGCCGUUGGUGCCUUGCCCAUGAGCGUGUCGAGAGGCGCAGGUCGAACGGAUGGGGUUCCAGGCAAUGGGCUGUCGAUGGUUGGCGCCUUGUUGCGAGGGAAGCGCGGCGCAGAUGACCAGCUGGUGCAGGAGAAAACGAAACUGCUGAGAAGGUUCUGGAUUGAUCUGGAGGCGGUACGGCAGGGGGGGGAGAAUGGGCAGCUUCAGCCUCCUCCUCAGCACCCCCAGCAGCACGCACAGGAGCAACGCGAAGAGAGUGUGCCGUCCAGAGCGCAUGGAGGGGGCAGUGGCGAGCGAGACGAUGUGGACGUGGGGUGCACGGGCAGUGCUCCUGCUCAUCCUCGCAGGGGCCCUGGUGGGCGAGACGGUGCUGCCGAGGACGCCGUGCACGCCCGCUGCUCAAGUGGUGCCCCCGCGCCUGCUGCUGCCCGCAUGCCGCAUGCCACGCCACCCGACCCUGUGCCUGCUGGAGAGACGGCGGAGAGGAUGGAAGACUGUGCUGAGGAAGGGAAGGCGGGCAGGGGAAGGGCUAGCGACCUGUUUGGUGAGGUCCACGGUCACGUGCAGGCGCAGCAGCCAUUGUGGCAGCAGGAGAAGGACAUGAGGUACGGUGCGGCGCCUGACAGCAGAGUGCGACACGGCGGGGCGAUGCCGCUCGGGAGCUUCUCGCUGCCUCCUGCACCCACCGCCCGUGCACUGGCCGCUGAAAGCCCGGCAGCCAACAACGCGUUUCCUGCAAGUGCAAGUGGCCCACACCAGCACAGGGGGCUGCCCCAAACUGAUCUCAAUAUCGGGUAA
This is a messenger RNA of Closterium sp. NIES-65, 1856 nucleotides long. NCBI's taxonomy places the organism in Eukaryota, Viridiplantae, Streptophyta, Zygnematophyceae, Desmidiales, Closteriaceae. The record is from the annotation of a GenBank genome assembly.